Penicillium griseofulvum is the source of this 963-nucleotide messenger RNA. RefSeq lists its product as uncharacterized. The transcript has 4 exons. The record is from RefSeq and is a predicted model, not a curated record. Lineage: Eukaryota; Fungi; Ascomycota; Eurotiomycetes; Eurotiales; Aspergillaceae. The coding region runs from base 1 to 963 and encodes 320 amino acids.
AUGAUGAAUCUUUUCAUCCUAUUGAAGCAAUAUCUCGCGGACGCUUCCCAGAAGACCAUAAAGGAGGAGGUAUUUGAUCCAAGAGUGCACCUUAGCUACAAUCCGCCUUCAAAGAAAUUCACAGUGCAAGACUUGCUUCUAAAUCAGAGUCCAACCGCAUCGCCUAUUGCAGGGACAGUACCAUUUCCAUUAUUGUCAGCCGAAGGUGUCAGAGCCUACCGAAAGGCUUUAUUCCAAAAGAAUGUUAUAGACAAAUGUGCCAGUUCCCCAUUUCCAGGGACUUUGGUGCUUCGUGAUGCGGCGAAACAGUCAAGUUUUAUCAAUGACUUUUGGACACACCGUGAGACAAUGAACAUUGUUUCCGAGGCAGUCGGUGUACCUCUGGAGGUGGUGAUGCCAACAGAAAUAGGACACACUAACAUUCAAGUUGAAGGCACUACAAUCGCAGAAAUGGCCAACAAUCUAAAAGUUGAGCCGUCUGUGGAAAAGGUCGAGUUGAGUCCCGAAGAUCGAGCAUACGACCCUUUGAAAGAUGCCAGUGCUAUCAUUCCGUGGCAUUAUGACUCAUAUCCUUACGUUUGUGUACUGAUGCUGAGCGAUACUGAGGGUAUGAUUGGAGGCGAGACAUAUAUCAAAAAGGGAGACGGGGAGGUUGAAGGCCCCAGAAUUGGUUAUGCUGUCAUGCUCCAAGGCGGCGAAGUCUGUCAUCUGGCAGCCCGGGCAAAAGGUGUGAAGGAGCGGAUAUCGACCAUCACUUCAUAUCGUUCUACAUUGCCAAAUAUGUAUGACUCCAGCUAUACUACCAACGUCCGUCCUUAUGCGGAUACAACCUCUCUCUAUCCUGAAUGGACACAAUACCGUUUGCGAAAAUUGAGAGAUGAACUUACAUAUUAUCUCGACAAGACGGAGAAAGAAGAUGAUUCUGCACAGGAAAGAAACAGCGUACAAGCUCUUAUAGACUAG